AUAUCACGAUCCAGAAGUCAGUGUUGGCUCAGUUUGGGUCCGUGCGAUACGCGUGCUUACUUUGUUCAGUUAAAUUGUCUACGUUUACGUCUUCGACCAACAUAUAUACGUUUACUUUUACUUCAACGACAAGAUUUCGUAACGAAACAUGAACUUCAAAUUAAAUACAAAAUUGUUUACAACGCUAAUAAGACAAAUUCCGCGAAACGGACGCUUUAAAAGACACUUAGGCAUCGCUACACCACGAUACGACCAAUGUCCAGGACCUCUGACUCAAUUCACGGAGGACGAGCUCCUAAUGAAACAAACUGUGAAUAAAUUGGCACAGGAAGAAAUUACUCCGCUCGUGCGCGAAAUGGAUAAGAAAGGCAAGAUUGAUGAAGGAUUGUUGCAAAAACUCUUCGAGAAUGGUUUAAUGGGCAUCCAGAUUCCCGAAAAAUAUGGUGGUUCUGGAUGUAAUUUCAUGUCUAUGAUCUUAGCGGUCGAAGAAGUGGCAAAAGCUGAUGGGUCUGUCGCGGCAUUGGUCGACAUUCACAAUACCUUGGUAAAUUCAUUGAUCUCGAAAGUUGCUACGGAAGAACAAAAAGCAAAAUAUUUGCCACGAUUAGCACAAACUUACGCGGGUAGCUUUUGCCUUACGGAGCCUGGAUCAGGAUCCGACGCGUUUUCCUUAAAAACUGUAGCAAAAAAGAAUGGAUCCCACUACUUGAUAAAUGGUACAAAAAUGUGGAUUUCAAAUUCAGACAUUGCCGAAUUAUUUAUAGUUUUUGCGAACGCGAAUCCAUCUAACGGAUACCGUGGCAUUACCACGUUCUUUGUGGAGCGAGAUACACCCGGACUGACGGUUGCCAAGCCGGAAGAUAAACUAGGAAUAAAGGCAUCCGGUACCUGCAUGGUUCAUUUUGAUAAUGUUCAAGUUCCAGAAUCGAAUAUCUUAGGAGAGUACGGCCAUGGUUACAAGUACGCGGCUGGAUUCCUCAACGAAGGUCGAAUCGGUAUCGGUGCUCAAAUGAUAGGUAUCGCACAAGGAUGCGUGGAUGCUACCAUACCAUACACCUUGGAAAGAAAGCAAUUUGGCAAAGAUAUUUUUUCAUUUCAAUCGAUGCAACAUCAAAUUGCGCAAGUGGUUACCGAACUCGAGUGUGCCAGGUUAUUGGUUUACAAUGCUGCCAGAUUAGUUGAUGCGGGAAAGGACGUUAUAAAAGAAGCUGCCAUGGCGAAACUUGUUGCAUCGGAAACAGCUCUACGCGUUACUGCAAAAUGCAUCGAUUUCAUGGGCGGAGUAGGAUUUACGACAGACUUUCCUCAAGAAAAAUACUUCAGAGAUUCCAAAAUUGGUACCAUUUACGAAGGUACAAGUAACAUGCAGCUAUCAACUAUAGCCAAGUGUAUUCGUAAAGAAUAUUCAUGAAAACAUUCAUAAGAAUAUUCCAGAGGAUAUUCAUGAAUUAAUCAUUAUCGCCGGUUCUAGUUUUAUUUUUCUACUUCACAUUUUAUAUUAUACAUCCUUUUAUAUUUUAUAUUAUACAUCCUUUUAUAUUUUAUAUUAUAUAUCCUACUGUUUUCUUACUGUUUUGUACUGCCUUGAACGAUCCUAACGAUCAAUAAACAUAUAUUUUGUUCAUAA
This is a messenger RNA of Megalopta genalis, 1627 nucleotides long. Its product is annotated as short/branched chain specific acyl-CoA dehydrogenase, mitochondrial. Gene Ontology annotation, molecular function: acyl-CoA dehydrogenase activity; flavin adenine dinucleotide binding. Gene Ontology annotation, cellular component: mitochondrion. Lineage: Eukaryota; Metazoa; Arthropoda; Insecta; Hymenoptera; Halictidae. The record is from RefSeq and is a predicted model, not a curated record.